Molecule: messenger RNA, 3790 nt
Organism: Liolophura sinensis
Lineage: Eukaryota; Metazoa; Mollusca; Polyplacophora; Chitonida; Chitonidae
Product: mediator of RNA polymerase II transcription subunit 25-like
Exons: 22
Coding region: 63-3377 (1104 amino acids)
Biological process (GO): positive regulation of transcription by RNA polymerase II
Cellular component (GO): transcription regulator complex; mediator complex
Source: RefSeq, a predicted model, not a curated record
UCGAAGACGGCGGUACGAUGUCUAUUUAACUCAUGUUUACUUGAUUUUUUCACACCUUCAUUAUGGUGGUCAUUGCAACAGACAAUCAACAGCCCGGUGUGGCCGAUGUUGUGCUUGUUGUAGAAGCCACGGCAAAUUUAGGAGCUUACCUGGACAUUUUGAAGCCGCAGUACAUCGUUCCAACUCUCGAAUAUUUUAAUGGUGGCCCCCCUGAUCCCACAGAUUAUGGACAGGAUAAUAGUUGCACGUUGUACAAUAUAGUGUACUUCCACUCGGGUGAUGUGGCUCCAGAACCUGCGGCUCGCUGUACGAACACCACAACCAGUACACACACUGUCCUAGAUUGGUUAGACAAAUUACCAUACAUUGGUGGGGUAGGAGAUGCUUAUAGUCAUAUUACAGAGGGCUUAGGUACAGCUCUACAAGUCUUUGAUGAGAUCAAAAAGCUGCGUGAUAAAAGUCUGAAGACAGAGCGUCACUGUAUCCUGAUUUGUAACUCUCCACCUUACCAACUCCCCUGCCAGGAGAGCCACUGUUACCUUGGUUAUUUGGCCGACCAGAUGGCAAGCAUGAUGGGAAAGCAAGGAAUUAAUUUAUCUAUCAUCUCACCAAGAAAGAUUCCUGGAUUACAGAAACUGUUUGACGAGUCCAACACAGAGGUUCAUACCAUGCCCCUGAAGGACUACUGCGUGGACCCCAAACACAUGGUACUUCUUCAUGGUUACAAGCUUAAAGAGCAAUCUCACAGUCCUAACCUUGAAGAAGAAAAACAAGCUAAUGAACGACUUUCCUCAAUUUUAAACACUGUCACUAACAGUCCAAAGGCUGGCAGUAGGAGGGGACAUUCUCCGCCUAACACUAUGGCUGCCCUACUUGCUGACAACCCUACGCCGUUCAAAAUUCCAAGCUCUGUGCCGGGACAAGCAAAUCUUCAAAUGCCAAUGGCCACAUCAUCAGCCACAGUGGGUCAACCCUCGAUUGCCACCCUCACAUCCCAGCCACCUGUGUCACACCCUCAAUCCCAACACCCAUUACAGCAACAAAUCCCCACCCCAGUGACUCAGACACACCAAACCAUUCCAACCAAUCAGCAGAUACUUAACAACCAGACAAACAUUCCCCAGUCCAUGGCUGAGCUGAAAAAACAACAAGCUGCCCAGAGACAGAAUAUGAUCCGGGCACAACAACAACAACAGGCAGGGAUGAUGCCACAACAGCCCAACAUGACCCAUAGGAACCCAGCUCAGACCAUGAUGACUCCCAACGCCCAACAGUCCAUGAUGCACCAACAACAACAGCAGCAGCCAACUAUGGCACAAAUCCAAGUCUCUCAAAGCCAAGGGUCCAUACCACAACAAGUCAGCUCUUUCUCCACCCAACAGACAAAAACCUUAGUAAAUCCCCAGCCAAGUAUGUCCCAGGGAGAUAUCAUGAUGCAGCCAAACAUGAGUGGUCAGAACGAGUCUAUAGCCAUGGGCCAGGCACCCUUUGGUAACCCAGAACAACCAAUGGGCACGAUCGCUCCUAUCAACACCCCUAACAUGAUCCGUGCCCCAGCUCCUCCACAGAGGACGACUGUGUGGACAGGUGCUCUGGAGUGGCAGGAGAAGUCUAAGGUGCCAGGCCUAGGUUCCUCGGGCAAGCUUACGCGGUCUCUGGCGUGUACUGUGUCCAUAGCUCAGGGAGAGGCAGAUCUGAAUGCCAGCAAGUGGCCAAACAAACUGAUCAUGCAGCUCAUUCCCCAUAGCCUUCUAAAUCCACUCAAUGACCUCCUGUGCAGAUCUCAGAUGGUUUCUUUCCACUUUGCCCAGACCGAUUUGAACGCUCUGAAGAAUCUCUAUAAAGUUCUGUUCAAUGGUUUUGCUGGCUGCGUUCACUUCCACCCAAUCACCCAGUGUGAGGUGCGCAUGCUUAUUUUGCUGUACAACAACGAGAAGAGAAUGUUUGUUGGCAUGAUUCCUAAAAACCAGAUGGAAUUUGUCAAUGGUAUCAGACAGGUGAUUACAUCCAGCAAAAACCAACAGAAACAAAAGACAAAAACCUUAUUAAACCCCCAGCCACAUAUGGUAUCUCAACCCAAUGUGUCCCAGGGAGAUAUGAUGCAGCCAAACAAGAGGGGUCAGAACCAGUCUAUAGCCAUGGGCCAGGCACCCUUUGGUAACCCAGAACAACCAAUGGGCACGAUCGCUCCUAUCAACACCCCUAACAUGAUCCGUGCCCCAGCUCCUCCACAGAGGACGACCGUGUGGACAGGUGCUCUGGAGUGGCAGGAGAAGUCUAAGGUGCCAGGCCUAGGUUCCUCGGGCAAGCUUACGCGGUCUCUGGCGUGUACUGUGUCCAUAGCUCAGGGAGAGGCAGAUCUGAAUACCAGCAAAUGGCCAAACAAACUGAUCAUGCAGCUCAUUCCCCAUAGCCUUCUAAAUCCACUCAAUGACCUCCUGCGCAGAUCUCAGAUGGUUUCUUUCCACUUUGCCCAGACCGAUUUGAACGCUCUGAAGAAUCUCUAUAAAGUUCUGUUCAAUGGUUUUGCUGGCUUCGUUCACUUCCACCCAAUCACCCAGCGUGAGGUGCGCAUGCUUAUUUUGCUGUACAACAAGAAGAAGAAAAUGUUUGUUGGGAGGAUUCCUAAAAACCAGAUGGAAUUUGUCAAUGGUAUCAGACAGGUGAUUACAUCCAGCAAAAACCAACAGAAACAAAAGAAAAAAACCUUAUUAAACCCCCAGCCACUUACGGUAUCUCAACCCAAUGUGUCGCAGGGAGAUAUGAUGCAGCCAAACAAGAGGGGUCAGAACCAGUCUAUAGCCGUGGGCCAGGCACCCUUUGGUAACCCAGAACAACCAAUGGGCACGAUUGCUCCUAUCAACACCCCUAACAUGAUCCGUACCCCAGCUCCUCCACAGAGGACGACAGUGUGGACAGGUGCUCUGGAGUGGCAGGAGAAGUCUAAGGUGCCAGGCCUAGGUUCCUCGGGCAAGCUUACGCGGUCUCUGGCGUGUACUGUGUCCAUAGCUCAGGGAGAGGUAGAUCUGAAUACCAGCAAAUGGCCAAACAAACUGAUCAUGCAGCUCAUUCCCCAUAGCCUUCUAAAUCCACUCAAUGACCUCCUGCGCAGAUCUCAGAUGGUUUCUUUCCACUUUGCCCAGACCGAUUUGAACGCUCUGAAGAAUCUCUAUAAAGUUCUGUUCAAUGGUUUUGCUGGCUGCGUUCACUUCCACCCAAUCACUCAGCGUGAGGUGCGCAUGCUUAUUUUGCUGUACAACAAGAAGAAGAGAAUGUUUGUUGGGAGGAUUCCUAAAAACCAGAUGGAAUUUGUCAAUGGUAUCAGACAGGUGAUUACAUCCAGCAAAAACCAACAGAAACAAAAGGUGAUUCUUUAGAAACUGAUCCUUCUAAUUGAUCUUUAUGAUUUCAGUUGCCCUCUCUAAGUUUUUAUUGAUUUUUUAUUUUUAUUUUUCACUCUAAGCUGAACAGUAAGCUUAAUUAGAGUUGUGUUUGUGUUGGAGUUUGACAAAAUAAAGAAAAAAUUAAGAAAGUUGAAGUAGGACAAUGGAAGUGUUGGUAUGUUGUUAGGCAAAUUGUGAGAAAGGAUUUGAAGGUAAAAAUAGGUGAUAUCAUGGUGAGAAAUUUUGUUGCAGUGUAAAAAAACAUUGCCUACAUGAUGAUUGAAUAACUCUACAUUCAUUUGUUGCUGUCUUAUUUGUUUGUUUUUUUUAUGAUUUUUUUUUCUUUUCUUAGGUGUUCACAAUUUAUAAUUUUUAGUACCAAUGUUAGAGUGCAUUAAAUUUUAUGA